AUGGAUUACCAGAACCGUGCCGGCUCCAAGUUUGGCGGUGGCGGCGUCGCCUCCCACUCAGCAACCAACGCGGACCGCCGCGAGCGGCUUCGCAAGCUCGCCCUUGAGACCAUCGACCUCGACAAGGAUCCUUACUUCUUCAAGAACCAUGUCGGAUCCUUCGAGUGCCGCCUCUGCCUCACCGUCCACCAGAAUGACGGCUCCUACCUCGCCCACACCCAGGGCAAGAAGCACCAGACCAACCUCGCUCGCCGUGCCGCACGCGAGCAAAAGGAGGGCAAGCACAACAUCGACCCUGCCACUGGUCUGCCCGUCGGCGUCGCCGCUGGUCUCACCGGUCCCCGCCGCAACAUCGUCAAGAUUGGACGUCCCGGCUACAAGAUCACCAAGAUCCGCGACACCGUCUCCCGCCAGCAGGGUCUGCUCUUCCAGCUGCAGUACCCCGACGCCACGCCCGACGUCACCCCUAGGUGGCAGGUCAUGAACGCCUUCACCCAACGCGUCGAGGAGCCGGACAAGAAUUUUCAGUAUGUCGUCGUCUCUGCCGAGCCCUACGAGACGGUCGGUUUCAAGAUCCCCGCCCGCGAGCUCGACAAGCGCGAGGACCGCCAAUUUAGCUUCUGGGACCCCGACGGCAAGGAGUUUUGGAUUCAGGUCAUAUUCAUGACAGAGCGUGAGGAGCGCUUCAACGCCGCCCCCGGACUUUCGAGCAGAAAAUGA
Drechmeria coniospora is the source of this 720-nucleotide messenger RNA. RefSeq names its product splicing factor 3a subunit 2. Lineage: Eukaryota; Fungi; Ascomycota; Sordariomycetes; Hypocreales; Ophiocordycipitaceae. The record is from RefSeq and is a predicted model, not a curated record. The coding region runs from base 1 to 720 and encodes 239 amino acids. Gene Ontology annotation, cellular component: U2-type prespliceosome; catalytic step 2 spliceosome; U2 snRNP. Gene Ontology annotation, biological process: spliceosomal complex assembly. Gene Ontology annotation, molecular function: zinc ion binding; nucleic acid binding. The transcript has a single exon.